Ctenocephalides felis (cat flea) is the source of this 1869-nucleotide messenger RNA. RefSeq names its product serine proteinase stubble-like. Gene Ontology annotation, biological process: proteolysis. The transcript is spliced from 6 exons. Lineage: Eukaryota; Metazoa; Arthropoda; Insecta; Siphonaptera; Pulicidae. The record is from RefSeq and is a predicted model, not a curated record. Gene Ontology annotation, molecular function: serine-type endopeptidase activity. The coding region runs from base 364 to 1527 and encodes 387 amino acids.
CAGUCUCUUUCAGACCGCGGCCGAACGAUGUUUUUGACGGUUUAAUUUCAAUUUUUGCAACUUGUGACUUCGAAUACACUCGUACGUGACCUAUCCACUUUACCAUCGGCCGACCGUGAAAGUUGUGUUUGUGCUAUUGAAAAUUUCGUGCUCAAUAAUAAAUAUUCAGUUUUUUUGUCUAAUCAGGAUAUUUAAAUUUAUGUGUACAAGUGUUAAACGCAAUCUCGUCGCUUUUCCUAAUAUUCUUGUUGCCAAUGCUGGCCUUAGUGCAUCGGCCGACGCAAAUGUGCUUGCAAAAUAGAGAAAUCCGGUGAAAUCACACAUGUUAGCGAUCGUCCCGGUCAAACGGAGCGUUCGCAGACCAUGCCAACCCUCGUGGAGUUGAUGUGUCUUUCUGGUUUGAUUCUGGUCGCUGUUGCGAUAUCUUCGAUUGGAUAUGCGGACGCGGCGAACGUUGCGCAGGACGGACAUCCGUCCAGCCAGCAAGAGCAGGAGAUCCUGCUGCUGAACGCCUUAGCUCGCAGGAACGGAGCGACGGGGUACCAAUUUGACGUAGAUCAAGAUUCAAUUAUGGAUAUGCUAGGAAGAAUGAUACCUCAGACUUGUCGGUACAAAGGCGAACGGUUCGAAUGCGGUUUGUCAAUUUCUUGUGUCCUGGGCGGCGGAAAGCCCCUUGACCUGUGCAGCGGCGGAAUGAUCUGGUCGUGCUGCGUCGACAGGGACAUUCGGCCUGAGCCGCAGCACCAGGGCGCUCUGCAGAACGCAACUUGUGGAGAAUUGUACACGAGGUCUAAUAGAAUCGUAGGAGGUCAUUCAACAGGAUUCGGGUCUCAUCCUUGGCAGGCGGCUUUGAUCAAAUCAGGAUUUUUGAGCAAAAAAUUAUCUUGCGGUGGUGCCUUAGUUAGUGAUCGAUGGGUUAUAACUGCUGCACAUUGCGUUGCCACGACACCAAACUCGAACCUGAAGGUGCGUUUGGGCGAAUGGGACGUCCGCGACCACGAUGAGCGACUGAACCACGAGGAAUACGCAAUCGAACGCAAAGAAGUCCAUCCUUCAUAUUCGCCAACCGAUUUCCGGAAUGAUGUAGCCUUAGUGAAACUCGAUAGAACUGUUAUUUUCAAACAACAUAUUUUACCUGUCUGCUUACCUCAUAAGCAAAUGAAACUGGCUGGAAAAAUGGCAACAGUCGCCGGAUGGGGACGGACGAGGCACGGGCAGAGCACUGUGCCGGCUGUCUUACAAGAAGUCGAUGUCGAGGUGAUUCCGAAUGAAAGAUGCCAGAGGUGGUUCCGUGCUGCGGGUCGACGAGAAACCAUUCACGAUGUCUUUCUCUGCGCCGGAUAUAAAGAGGGUGGUCGUGAUUCAUGCCAAGGUGAUUCUGGAGGUCCUCUAACAAUGCAGAUUGAGGGUAGAAGGACCCUUGUGGGGCUAGUUUCUUGGGGCAUCGGAUGUGGUCGUGAGCAUUUACCAGGCGUAUAUACCAAUAUACAAAAAUUCAUACCGUGGAUUGACAAAGUAAUGGGAUAAUUUUUAUUCCAUCGAGCUUACCCAAAGUAUUCAUUAAGUGCUAAUCGAAAGUUCCAAUAAUAAAUUAAUUUAAAAUUCUAAAGACGGGAAUUUGAAAGACCAAAAAGACAUACUUGUGAUUGUGUAAUUUUUAUGAUUAACUUUACAUCAUCUGUGCUUAAUUAUUAAUUUGUAUUAUUCUUGCAAAUAUUUCAAGAGUUACCGAAAAGUUUGCUAAUCGAUAAUGAUAUUUUAAGAAAAACAACUGCUGCUGAUUCAGUCAAUGUUAGAAUAAUUAUUUUUAUUAAAUAAUAUUAAGUUCUGAUUAGUAAAUAAAUAGCAAAAUUAUCUAAAUAUAUAUAA